AUGCAGAGGCGCAGGGACCCCGCCCGGCCCAACCCCGCGCCCACGAUGCCCGCCCGCGUCCCCGCGCUGCCCGCCCCGGGGCGCACGCACCGUGAGUGGUUCGUAUGCGACAUCCCGGGCAUCGCGUGCGCCGCCGGCACGUGGCUCCCCGCCCGGGGCCCCGCCUACUUCCUGGCUCACGACGCGCUCUUCCAUCUGCUGGCGCUGGCGGCGCACGCGCGUACUGCGCUCACCGACGCGGGCGCCGUUCCGCUGGGCGCAGCGCGGGGCGGUCCCCGCUGUAGCCUCUGCGGCAGUGCCCGGCCUGCGCGCACGCACCACUGCACGGUGUGCGGACGCCGCACCCGCAAGCUGGACCUCCGCCCCUGGGUCGACAACUGCGUGGGCGAAGACGACCAGAAAGGCCCCACCCUGCGCCGCUACGCGCGCGGGGACUGGGACGCGCUCAGCUCGCCGACGCCGCGCGCCCCCGUGGUCUUCCUCCUCCCGGUGGCCCUGAAGGGCUUCGUCUUCGCCUCGGCGAUGUUCGCCUCCCAGAUGCGCGCCAUCUGCACCGACCGCGCCAGAAUCGAGCAGCUGCGAAGCGAGAGGCCGGGGACGGGCCGCACGUCUGCGUGGAUGAACUUGAAGGCCGUCUUCGGCCACCGCCUCUCCCUGGCCUGGAUCAGCCCCUUUGCGUCCCCGCAGCCUCGGGCAGCAAAUACAGAAGUCCUGCUUUGUGCGUUGCGGGAAGCCGAGCUCUCCCAGUCUGAGUGGCAGGGCCUGGGCUGUGGACGGAUCGAUGACUGCAAGGCGGCCCGCCGACAGGGGAGCUUCUUGUACUCCCGCUUUUAG
Molecule: messenger RNA, 834 nt
Organism: Acinonyx jubatus (cheetah)
Lineage: Eukaryota; Metazoa; Chordata; Mammalia; Carnivora; Felidae
Product: palmitoyltransferase ZDHHC3-like
Exons: 4
Coding region: 1-834 (277 amino acids)
Molecular function (GO): palmitoyltransferase activity
Source: RefSeq, a predicted model, not a curated record